Messenger RNA from Cuscuta campestris, 1176 nucleotides. Lineage: Eukaryota; Viridiplantae; Streptophyta; Magnoliopsida; Solanales; Convolvulaceae. The record is from the annotation of a GenBank genome assembly.
GACGACGAUCCGAAUUUCAUCCCUCUGAUUUUGACCGCCGAACAGCAGGCCUACGUCCAAGAGUUGAAUCGCAAAGCCGCUUCUCUCAGCGGCGAGAUCCAAGAUCUACGCCUCCGCCUUCCGCCGCCGGACAUCUCCCAACGCCUUCCCGAUCUCCAUGCCCACUCCCUCGCAUCCUACGCCGACCUUGCUCUUCAGCUCAAUUCCCACUCCGCCACCAAAGAACAGUCACAACUAAGAGAAGUUACAUUGCUGGAAGAAAAUGCUGAAUAUGAGAAGGCCAUAUCGAAUUGUAGAAACAAAAUUGAAGAGAAGCAGCGGGAAGCUGAUAAACUUCAAAUUAAGUUAAAGGAAAUGGAUUUGGCAGAAGAAAACUUGAAAUUGGAAUUACAGAGUGUGCAAGCUGCAUUGGAGAGCCAUUCCAUAGAAACAAAUGAAACUGUAACAAACUCUACUGCAGGAGAUGGUACAGAAUCUUCUAGUUCCAUGACAUUGGAGAAAUUAGAGCUCAAGAAAAAGGAACUGGCAUCAAUGGAAAAACACAUUCAAGACCUUGAGAUAGAAUGGGCACAAGUUCAGGAUAAUGCAUUGAAACAACCUUCUGCAGCUCAGCGUGAGAAAAUACUGGACAAACAGCUUCACAGCUUGAUUGAACAGCUUGCUUUCAAACAGGCCCAAGCAGAAGGCAUAGUCAAUGAGAUUCAUAUACAAGAGAUGAAGUUAGAGAGAUUGAAUGGCCUUCAGAAGAGGUCUGUAAGCAGCAACUCAGAUAUGAUAAGUGCAAGGAGCAGGUAUGGAAGAAGCAGCUUUGACAAAGGACUCAUGUCAGAUUACAUUGUUGACCCUCGUCAGAAGCCGAUGAUGCAUCAGGAGGCUGGCCGAACUGAGGGCAUUCCGAAGCAAAUUCUGCUCAGGUCAGCUUUUGUUAUCUAUAUUUUCGCUCUACAUAUCUUGGUGUUCAUCAAAAUUUCAAUUUAAACAUCAAAGCUCAUCCAUGAGUCAAACAAACCAAAUGGGUUAGUCAUGAAUUGGCUGUUUAUGAGCUUGUAAUCUCUGGUACAUAAAUUUUAUUAACAUUAUGCAGUUUGAAAUAGUUUGAGAACACGAAUAAUUAGAUACUGGAGCUUUCUCUUGUCCUGACUUCACUCAAUUUGUAACUAAAAUAGAGCUUGGAUG